AAACAAAACGCAACUCGUGCAACGUAUAAUUAACGAAGAACAAUAAGAGAUCGGAAAGAUAUGUCGUGGCAAGCAUACGUUGAUGAGCAUUUAAUGUGUGAUGUAGGCGACGGACAAGGUCACCAUCUUACCGCCGCCGCUAUCAUCGGCCAUGACGGUAGCGUUUGGGCUCAGAGCGCUAACUUUCCUCAGUUGAAACCUGAAGAGAUAACGGGCAUUAUGAAGGAUUUCGAUGAGCCAGGUCAUCUCGCUCCCACAGGCAUGUUCCUCGCAGGGCUAAAGUAUAUGGUCAUCCAAGGCGAGCCUAAUGCUGUCAUCCGUGGCAAGAAGGGAGCUGGAGGGAUCACGAUCAAGAAAACUGGACAAUCAAUGGUAUUUGGACUGUACGAAGAGCCAGUGACUCCAGGACAAUGCAACAUGGUUGUGGAGAGGUUGGGUGAUUACUUGAUCGAACAGGGUCUUUGAACCUUAAGGACAAUGCUUUAUACCUCUUUCUUUUGCUAAUUCAUUACACCAUCUUUCCA
Molecule: messenger RNA, 524 nt
Organism: Camelina sativa (false flax)
Lineage: Eukaryota; Viridiplantae; Streptophyta; Magnoliopsida; Brassicales; Brassicaceae
Product: profilin-5
Cellular component (GO): cell cortex
Molecular function (GO): actin monomer binding
Source: RefSeq, a predicted model, not a curated record